UGAACAUUUUUGCCACACAUCAGCUCUGGUCCCAUUCAACCCUGGCAGAGAAACAAAAACUCAACAAAUUAACAAAUUUCCAAGGAAAAUCGUCAACAAUUUCGGGUAUCAAAUCAAAACACUUUCUAGACAACGAAUUUCACCCAAAUCCCAAGGCUACAGCACCUGCAUUUAUCACAGGCAACCAAAUUUAAUCGGGUUAAUUAGGUACUCCCCGGAUAAAAAAGUGAAAGUAACGGCGCUUCUGCGACCUUUGAUAGAAAUGGCACGCGGACACCAGAAGAUUCAGUCGCAGGCGAAGGCCUCCGAAAAGCAGGCCAAAAUAAAGAAGCAACAAGGACACAGUGCCAACGACCAGAAAAAGGCGGCUCAAAAGGCACUCGUCUUCGUGUGCGCCGUUUGCAAGUCGCAAAUGCCCGAUCCCAAGACUUAUAAGCAGCAUUUCGAGAAUAAGCACCCGAAGAACGACAUGCCCGAGGAGCUGAAAGAAGUCUGAUGACCAACUCUUCCGUGUGCAUAUAUAUCUAUAUCAAGCUGAAACAGAUCGACGAAUCGCCUACCAGUACGAAACCUUUGCAACAAAAACUCUAUGUCCGCCCGACAAAAAAUCAACAAUUAAGCCGUAAACAAAAGGGUGGAUAUAAGAUAUAAUAAAACUGCACUGCAAAGGUCCAGCUGAAUUUUUUAUAUACACACUGCUGUCUUUUGGUUUAUACAUUGAUUAAAUUACAUGACUUAAUGGCUACCACAAUACAAAGCAACCUACCACAUAGCAAAA
Molecule: messenger RNA, 778 nt
Organism: Drosophila takahashii
Lineage: Eukaryota; Metazoa; Arthropoda; Insecta; Diptera; Drosophilidae
Product: zinc finger protein 706-like
Source: RefSeq, a predicted model, not a curated record